Molecule: messenger RNA, 324 nt
Organism: Orbilia oligospora ATCC 24927
Lineage: Eukaryota; Fungi; Ascomycota; Orbiliomycetes; Orbiliales; Orbiliaceae
Exons: 3
Coding region: 1-324 (107 amino acids)
Source: RefSeq, a predicted model, not a curated record
AUGGCAUUCAUCUUCGUUUGUGGCUCGCAAGACUUCUCAUCCCGCCUAAAGGGCUACGAGAACGUUCGAGUUAAUUGCUCGAAUUGCCAUAACAAUUCCGUAAUCGCGAUAAAACGUCGCAACUUCUUCACCUUCUGCUACAUCCCGAUCAUCCCGCUUUCUUACCACGAAGAACUCAACUGCACAAUCUGUAACGCUCGGUCGAAGAUUUCCAAACAACAACUAGACCAACUGGCGAAUCAGCAUCAGAUGGGAAAUAUGGGUGGUGGCGGUGGACCGCAGCAAGGAUACAACCCAGGACCGCAAGGGUAUUAUGGGAAGUAG